This is a messenger RNA of Arctia plantaginis, 510 nucleotides long. The record is from the annotation of a GenBank genome assembly. Lineage: Eukaryota; Metazoa; Arthropoda; Insecta; Lepidoptera; Erebidae.
AUGAAGACGACCGGCUCGCUGUCGGACAAAGACGAAGGCACGGAUAGGAGCGCCCGUUCGACGGAUAAGUGCAAGAAGGGUCCCGUCUGCAAAGGGAAGAGCAUGAAGAGGACUGGCUCGCUGACGGACAAAGACGGAGGCACGGAUAGGAGCGGCCGUUCGACGGAUAAGUGCAAGAAGCGUCCCGUCUGCAAAGGGAAGAGCAUGAAGAGGACUGGCUCGCUGACGGACAAAGACGGAGGCACGGAUAGGAGCGGCCGUUCGACGGAUAAGUGCAAGAAGCGUCCCGUCUGCAAAGGGAAGAGCAUGAAGAGGACUGGCUCGCUGACGGACAAAGACGGAGGCACGGAUAGGAGCGGCCGUUCGACGGAUAAGUGCAAGAAGCGUCCCGUCUGCAAAGGGAAGAGCAUGAAGAGGACUGGCUCGCUGACGGACAAAGACGGAGGCAGGAAUAAGAGCUCUAACCCUCGAUCACACAUAGGAUCCGUUGUCAGGUACUAUCGGUCGUAG